Messenger RNA from Apus apus (common swift), 1859 nucleotides. It is a transcript of the gene SNX21, whose product is annotated as sorting nexin family member 21. NCBI's taxonomy places the organism in Eukaryota, Metazoa, Chordata, Aves, Apodiformes, Apodidae. Gene Ontology annotation, molecular function: phosphatidylinositol phosphate binding; protein binding. Gene Ontology annotation, cellular component: early endosome membrane. The transcript is spliced from 3 exons. Gene Ontology annotation, biological process: protein transport. The coding region runs from base 346 to 1509 and encodes 387 amino acids. The record is from RefSeq and is a predicted model, not a curated record.
GUAAGGGCUGCCGGGUCCUUCCCGCGGUCCCUCCUGCAGGCGCAACUCUACCCCGAUCCCGGCCCCGCCAUCCCGAUCCGGGUUCCCGACGGAGGCGGAGCCGCGCAGGGAGGAUCCCGGGACGAGCCGCGGCCAUCGCUGGGCACCGCCCGGCCCGGGCAGCCGCGGGACGGAGCUACCGACACCGCCCGCCGCGGGACGUGGCUGCAGCGGGACGCGGCGGGGUGCUCGGGGGGGCCCGGGGCUGCACCGCGGGGGUUAUCCCGGGUGUCCCACAGUGGGCAGCCCCCGGCCCCUGCCCGACCCACCGCUCUUGAUCGUCCUUGGGCAGCCGGUCCGGCCGGGAUGGCCGCCCGCAUCCUGCACCGGCUGCGGCACGCAUUGGCUGGCGAAGGCGGCCGGGAGGAGCGGGAACAUGGAGGCUCCGAGGCCGAGGACUGCCCGGAGAGCUCGGAGCUGGAGGACGACACGGAGGGGCUGUCGACGCGCCUCAGCGGCACCCUGAGCUUCACCAGCCACGAGGAGGAGGAGGACGAGGGGGAGGAGGGUGCUGAAGAGGAGCUGGGGGAGCCGCCACAGCCGACCGGGACAGCAGCCGGUGCCGAGGACGGAGGCAGGUGCUGGGGGGGCCAGAGCGGGCGCAGCGCCCCGGGGUGUCCCAAGCACUGCUGGGGCGCCCCAAAGUGUGGCUCCGCGCCGGAGCGCGGCGGUGGCAGCCUGCUGACCCGGCAGCUGCAGGAGCUGUGGCGGCGGUCGCGGGGCAGCCUGGCACCGCAGCGGCUGCUCUUCGAGGUGACCAGCGCCAGCGUGGUCAGCGAGCGCUCCUCCAAGUACGUGCUCUACACCAUCUACCUGAUCCGCUCCGGCCAGUUCGACAAGGCCCCCGCUGCCAUCGCCCGGCGCUACUCGGACUUUGAGCGGCUGAACCGCUGCCUGCGCUGCCGCUUCGCUUGCGACAUGGCCGGCGUCGCCUUCCCCAGGAAGAGGCUGCGCCGGAAUUUCACCGCUGAGACCAUCGCCAAGCGGAGCAGAGCCUUCGAGCAGUUCUUGUCCCACCUGCACUCCAUCGCCGAGAUCCGCCGCUCCCCAGAGUUCCUCGAGUUCUUCUUCCUGCAGGACCUGCGUGCCGCGCAGCGCCUGACCUGCACCGGCAUGUACCGGGAGGCCCUGGCCACCUGGGCCAACGCGUACCAGCUGCAGGACCGGCUGGGGGUCUGCAGCUCUGGCCGUUUCCUCCUGACACUGGCUGGGCUAGCCGUCUGCCACCAGGAGCUGGACCAGCUUGGGGAGGCCCAUGGCUGCUGCGAGCAGGCACUGGAGCUGCUGGAGGCCCAGGGCAGCCACCCGCUGCUGGGGCCCUUCCUGCAGGCCCACGUGCACCUGGCCUGGAAGGUGGGCAAGGACAAGCGGCGCUCGGAGGCCCGGCUGCAGGACCUGUGGGAGGCCGGGCUGCCCCUGCAGCAGCAGCCCACGCUGAAGGAGUAUCUGAUCAAGGAGCCCCUGGAAUGAGUGCCCCGUGGGGCAGGGGUCGUGGGGGCUUAUCCCUCGGGCGGCAGGAGUGGUGCCUGGGGUGGGGAUGGGGCAGGCACGGCAUAGCCUGGGAGCUGCCUCCAAAAUGCACUUUCUGUGGUUAGCCCGUCCCGCGGGGCCAGGUGCUCAUGGGUGCUCGCCGCCGGCACUGCCGAGAGCCGGCUCCCCCACUGCGGGGGCUUCUAGAGUGGACUGGGACAUACUGGCACUGCAUAAGGGAAGGGGAAGGCUUCUGACAGGGUCCAGGGCUCUUGCCAGGAACCUCCCAUAAAGCUCAUAUAACACACUAAAGAAGACUUUAUAAUAAAGUCUCAGUAGGAAGAUGUGCA